This is a messenger RNA of Brachypodium distachyon (stiff brome), 744 nucleotides long. Its product is annotated as mitochondrial zinc maintenance protein 1, mitochondrial. The transcript is spliced from 2 exons. Bases 88 to 363 code for a protein of 91 amino acids. Gene Ontology annotation, biological process: mitochondrial respiratory chain complex III assembly. The record is from RefSeq and is a predicted model, not a curated record. Lineage: Eukaryota; Viridiplantae; Streptophyta; Magnoliopsida; Poales; Poaceae.
GGCGUAGAUGGUCAUGCACUUGCCGACUCUUGUGUCACACUGCCACUAUAGACACCACGGGGUCAAAACUCUCCGAAGAAAAGAAAAAUGGUUCCUGCGGCGGCGGUGGAGGGGCUUGCGGCCUACCGGGCGGUGCUGCGGGCGGCGCGGCGGACGUUCUCAGGCGACCAGUUGAUGCUGACGGAGUCUGCGGUGGAGAUCCGGCGUCGCUUCGAGGAUCACCGCGGUCUCGCGCCAGGAUCGGACGACGCCGCCCGCGCCCUCUCCGAAGCCCGCGAGGCCGCACACUUCAUCACCAACAUGAUCGUCCAGGCCCAACGCUCACCCUCCGGAUCGUUCGCCCUGGAAGAACACAAGCAUUAGGCCUUAGUAUCAAGUUUGUAACUUGGUACAGUUGGAGGACAGAAUAUCAACGUGAUGACUGUUAUAGCCAAAGACAUAAGGCCGCAAUGUCUGUCCCCUUGGAAAUUGAAUUACCUAUGUUAACCUGCAAAAGGAAACAUGCAAAACUAUCCCUUGGAAGGCGUUUUGAACUGAUUCUAUACCCUUAAUGUCACUGGUUUUUCUGAUUUAUUAUGUGAAAGGAUUACUUUAGCACCGACAGAGUUGUUAAGGAACCGUGGACUUAUAUAGUUAUUACAUGUUUCUCUUUAGAAAUCACUAAUUUAUCCUGAACAACUUACUUUUGUUUCCAUCUCAUUUGGUGUAAGAAUAAGUGCCCUUUAACAGCUGAUGUUCUUGGAA